Molecule: messenger RNA, 3886 nt
Organism: Betta splendens (Siamese fighting fish)
Lineage: Eukaryota; Metazoa; Chordata; Actinopteri; Anabantiformes; Osphronemidae
Product: mucin-5AC-like
Exons: 10
Coding region: 506-3520 (1004 amino acids)
Source: RefSeq, a predicted model, not a curated record
CCCAGGGCAGCAGCCUGACUGGUAUCCAUGGAAACGACGUCGCCUUCCAUGGCAACAGGCCAACUAAAACCUUUUAAAGAAAAGAUGUGCAAGAGUCUUUAUUGUGUCACUUUCCCAAAUACACCAGGAUGCACUUCAGUUCCUAAAACCAACCAGAAGAGGGCGGAGUGGAGCUACAGGCCAGGCAUUACAUCAUGAUUACUGCAUUACAUCCUAUGAUAUUGUCUAGGAAGCGUGUGUCAGUGUGGUUACACGCACCUCCAUCUCUUUCUCUGCCUCCUCUUAUUUUAUCACCAUCUUUUUCUCAUGGCUUUCCUGGGAGGGGGGGGGGGGGGGCAGAGAAAGGCGAGGCUCUGUUGUCAGACCUGUCAGUCUAGCCGGCUCGGUCCCUCCUACCUCGGUGGAGGCAUUACAUACUGGUGGAGCUCCUGCUCUUAGCAACGGUGCCUCAGCAACAGAGCCACGGCAACAGAGCUCCACGGCAACAGCGUGCCGUGUCUCCCCGAUGGAGCUGCCAUUGGGCGGACCAGCGCUCAGGCACUACACCCAGAGCAGACCGAGACCUCACCGACAAAAACUGAACUACCGCCCCAGCAAACCACAGGAGACAAUAAUUGAGAGUGAAAAUGAAGUCCUUGAGCACAUGGGGCGCGUGGAUGAAGGAGUUGAGGAGUUCUUUACUAAAAGAGUACUUCCUUCUGAAACACCGAAAAUCCAAGAUGAAGAAUCAAUCACAGUGCAUGAGGUGGCUCCCGCCAGCUCAGUCCCCAGCCAACCCCCAACGAAAACACUCAGGAGGAAGCUCGGCGAUUUCUUUACACUUAAAAAGAGGCGAGGUUUGAAAUCGGAGGCAAGCCACGAGGCGCGACCCAAGAAGACCUCCAUAGCUGAUCUCAUACGCCCGCUCAGGGAGGUGGCCAGAGCUGAGAAAGAGAAAGAGAAAGAGCGGGUGAAGGAGCACGACAAGGAAAAUGAAAAGGAGAGGGCGAAGGAACAGCCCGGCGGCGUUCCUGUGGAGACAGAUGUUCAGGAGACUCCUGCUCCCGGUGCUCCACCGCUGAGGGCUGAAGCGGUGCCGCCCCGCCGAGCUCUCAGAGAGGGGAAGUCCCAGUCCCUCAUUUUACUGUCAGGAUCAGCAGCCGGGACGGCUAAUGCCAGAAACAACUCAAAGAAGCAAUUUGAAGGCCAACAUAGCUUCGAACAGAAACUUCAUCUCAUGCUUCAGCGCAUCGGAGUUUCUAAACCUCAGCCAGGAGACGCACAGAAUCAAGAGGGAGAGAUGAAAAAAGCAGAAUCUGAAGGUACUAUCAUUGACAGUAAACCUGAGCCACCUCCUACUUUCUCAAAACCUCGAACCAUGUCUGCGUCAUCAGAUACAAGGCAUCAAAUUCGUCCAAGCGUAUCUGCGCAUGAGUCCGCCGGGAAACCUGCUCUGCUUCCGAAGCCAGUUCUCAAGCCAGGUCCACCCCCGACAGCAUCUGGCCGCAACACACCUGAGAACGAGCUAACCCAGAUAGAGGAGGCGGAGACGGCCACGCCCACUAAGUCCAGUCCACCUGCAGCCCCGUCUCCGGUUCCUGCUCCUAAAAUCUCUAACUCAGCCCCUGACUCAGCCACUUUUAUAGUUUCCUCUUCAAGUACUGUAACUCCCUCUCACACAGAAAUAUGCACUGACUCUAUUAAACUUACAGCAGCUACAACACCUACGAAUGUUAUAGAACUAGACAAAACUGUCCCUGAAGCUUCUACUGCUGACCUGCCCCCCCAGCCCAUUCCCACAACCAUUACAACCACUAUACCCACAGAGUCCCCCACCUCCCCCUCGGUUCCCUCCACCUCUGCUUCGGUUCCCCCCACCUCCCCCUCGGUUCCUUUCGCCUCCCCCUCGGAACCCCCCACCUCCCCCUCGGUUCCUGCCACCACCCCCUCGGUUCCCCCCACCUCCCCCUCGGUUCCUUUCGCCUCCCCCUCGGAAACCCCCACCUCCCCCUCGGUUCCCUCCAACACCCCCUUGGUUCCCUCCACCUCUGGUUCGGUUCCCUCCACCACCCCCUUGGUUCCCUCCACCUCUGGUUUGGUUCCCUCCACCUCCCCCUCGGUACCCCCCACCUCCCCUUCGGUUCCUGCCACCACCCCCUCGGUUCCCCCCACCUCUCCCUUGAUUCUUUCCACCUCUGCCUCAGUUCUCUCUACCUCCUCCUUGGUUCCUUCCACCUCCACCUCAGUUCCCUCCACCUCCCCCUUGGUUCCUUCCACCUCGGUUCCUUCCACCUCCGCCUCAAUUCCUUCCACCUCCACCUCAGUUCCCUCCACCUCCCCCUUGGUUCCUUCCACCUCCACCUCGGUGCCCUCCACCCCCGCGUCAGUUCUUUCCACCCCCGCCUUGGUUCUGUCCACCUCCGCCUCAGUUCCUUCCACUUGCCCUGAGCCCAUUACUCCAAGCAUCUCUGUCACUUCCAGCUCAACAGUAACUACAUCUUCCACUACCACCUCAGAAACAUUCUCUGCUCCCGAUGAUGAAAGCUCAGUUGCUACGUCAACAAGUCUGCCAACUGAAUCAAAUUUGCCUGAGCCAAAUGUCAUUCUCUCAGCUGAUACUGGUCCUGCUGCUGGUGAUGAUGUAGCUAGCAUCCCCACCACGUCCUUGCCCUCCACCACCAUGUCGAGUGGGCUGCCAGCCCCAUCUACAGCCACUGAUUCAGAUACUAAAAUCAGAGAGGACUCAGUUAUCCCCCCCACCGCAGUAGCUUCUGAUGCAUCCAUCGCUGAAGCAACACCUCCACCUUGCAUUUCAAGUGACACCAUUACAGCUUCACCUGAUGCCCCCAUUACCAGUUCCUCCCCCGUUCCUUCAACCAGCACCAUAAGCUCUGUCUUUCAUCCAGCCACCAUGAGCCCUCCAGACAUUUCUGCUCCCUCUACCUCCUCAAGUGAAACAACUCCCACUGACACCACUUCCACCAUCACCAGUUUAACUCAUGCAGACACCACUUACACCACUAGUUCAGCAACCACAGCUGCCAUUAGCUCCACACUCGCGAUUGAGUCAGACCCACCGCACAUUAGCAAUGUCAGCACUGAGCUCACGACCUCGACUGUCUCUUCCCUCCCUGAUGUUGGUAACUCAAGUGCUACUUCUCAGCAUCUGACCAGUCCAUCAGCCUCCAGCGACAGUACAGUCCAAGACGACGGUUUGCAGACAUCACCUGGGGAAAGAUCCACUGCGCCUGCAGAAAAGACCACAGCUGGAGAGGUGGACAUGUUGGAAGAAAGCAAGCUGGCUGAGAUGGAUGGGAAUGAGGAAGUUAUUGAUGAUGCAAAGAAGCGAGAGGAAGAGAAUGAGACACCAACCGUGGUCAGCAAUGAAGGCACGAGGAAAGAAGUGCAAGAGGAAAAUGUGAAAACGGAAGAAGACACAACUGCUGCAUUUCUAUCAGCAAAGGAGGAUGAGCUGGGCAGCGACAAGGGGGCGACAGAAGGUCCAAAACACAAAGAAGACAAACCAGUGAACGAGAAGUAAUUUUAAAAAAUACCGAAUUAGAAAAAUACGGGACCAACUACUGUGAUGGGGGCAGGUGAGACCACAGUAAAGGGUAGAGGGGGUUGGGCUCGAUCCAUAGCACUUCCGACAGGGACCAUCACAUUACAGCAGCACACCACAGAGGGUGGGCCACUGGACCAAAGAACUCGGAUCCCCUUGGUGUGAUGUGUGGUGUAAUCAACAGAUCCAGCAGUGUCUUUGUCCUUUUUUUUACUUAUGUUUGAAUUGUUUUGCAUCACACAUAUGAUUAUGUACCAUAAGAGAACUACUGUGGUUAAUUACACCAUGUUUACAAUAGAUGGAUAAGAGACAGAGCUAUGACUAUUAAAUGGAAUAUUGAAUUGA